CAGAAAGAACAGAAACCGAUUAGUUUCAUAUCCCAAGAAAAAACACACUUUUGUUUCCUCUCUCAUUGCUGUUGACUGAUCAUGUAAUCUACAGUAACAUGGAACCUUUGCUGUGUUUUUUAAAUGUUCUCUUAGCUAUUUAAGACAGGGUGAGUUUAAGUUUAACUCCAUGAUCCAUGGCUAUUACACUACUAGCAGCAUCAGCGACACCAGCAUCAAUGGCACUUCCCUAGGUUGGGAUCUUCAAAACCGCGGAGUUCUCAACGCAGACAUGUCUUUAGAUUUCUCUUCUGGGUAUCUUGAAGAUGCUUUGCUUGAAUUCACUGAACGAUCCAAACGAAGAAGACUGUUGUUGUACAACGAUGAUCAUGAUGAAAUCAGUGGUUUCAAUGAUCUUGCAAUGCAAGGAAACUGGAAUUAUAGCUGCAACUGGGGCCUCUCUGAAGAUUUCACCUGCAUAAAUGGUGUUUCAGAGAUGAAAACACCAGUAGAGACAAUAUCAGACAACCCAGAAGAAGCUUUUGAUUCGUCGUCUUCUUCAUGCAAACUCUCAGCAGCGAAAACCAAGUCGUUUUCUUCCGGAAAGGAAGAUAAGACAAAGAAGAAGAGGGUGAUAACGAGGGUUGUUUAUCCAUUCGCAUUGGUUAAGCCCGGCGGCAUAGAAGGCGAUACGACGCUGAAUGACAUUAAUGAAAGGAUUCUAAUGCCGCCGACGAGGCCGGUAAGGCAUCCGGUCGGUGACUUCGCUUGUCGGCCAUGCGUAUCUGCUGAUGGUCCCGGCCUCUCCGGAAAAGCUGUUGUGGCCCUCACCAAAAUACACACUCAAGGGAGAGGCACCAUCACUAUUAUUCGAACCAAAGGUUAAGGAAAAUUGUAUAGGAGAGGAAACAAUAGAGGGGUGUACGAAUGAUGAAUCAUGCAUGAAUAUAAAAUUAUCAUAAUAUCAUCCA
This is a messenger RNA of Hibiscus syriacus, 950 nucleotides long. RefSeq lists its product as uncharacterized. The transcript is spliced from 4 exons. The record is from RefSeq and is a predicted model, not a curated record. The coding region runs from base 170 to 865 and encodes 231 amino acids. Gene Ontology annotation, biological process: female meiotic nuclear division; male meiotic nuclear division. Lineage: Eukaryota; Viridiplantae; Streptophyta; Magnoliopsida; Malvales; Malvaceae.